AUGGACCAUAAAAGUGCAAUUACUAACACCACUGACCAGGUCAGGCUGGAGAUCCAACGAUUCGAGAGUAUCCAUCCUUAUAUCUACCGAGCUUAUCACUUGAUCGAUUCGAUUGAAGACGAUGCGCUUCGGAAUACAUUGGAACAACAGAUGAUUUACAUAGAAGGUGUGUUAUUUGAUUGUUUGACGUUUUUUUUGGUAGGUCUAGCUAGUUAAUUUAUUGUGAAGCUUAAUUUUUUGUUACUUUAUGGUUUCAGAUGCCUUUAUUCACUCGCAAGAAUGGACGCUGACUGGAAAUGUCCCGGUUUUACGACUAGUAAGUCAAUUUAUGGUCUCAAAACAAUGACGCUUAACAUUUGAAAAUUGAGAAUGCUUUUCCGCACAAAUUUUUCUGACUUUCACCAAGUGUAAUAUAAUUUGUUAUUGAUAUCGUUCGUAAUUGCAGGGUGUCAUUGGCUCUUUGGACAGCGGCAAAACUCCUUUAAUCCAUCGGUAUCUGACCGGAGGUUACCGAACUCGUGAGUCCGCUGAAGGCGGCAGGUUCAAAAAGGACCUUAUACUUGAGGGAAGGAGUCACUUACUCUUAAUUAGAGACGAAGGAAAAGAAGCUCCCACUCCUGACGUAAGUCUUUCAAUUAGUGGUAUAUCUCUCAAUUUAGUUCACACAUUGGCUUGACGGAGUGUUGAUUGUGUACAGUGUCAACAGCAGAGAGAGUUUAGAAGUUGCUUAUAGUUACCUCAAAGCGUUGGCUAGGUUCAGAAGUCAGCUAGACUUUCCUGCCAUUUUGGUUGGGACUAUUGUAAGUUUAAUAUGCUAUUUUAGAUAGAUUAUAUUAUUUUAUAGCGUCUUGUUCACUUUUUGAUAUGAAUUUUAAUGAACUUUGUUAUUAACUUGACACGUUUCAGGACAAUCAAACCGCGUACGUCCAGCGAACUCCAGCAGAAGAAGAAGUGAAAAAGUUUGCUCGGGAAAGGAAUUGGAGUCAUAUCGAAGUGUGUUCACCAACUGGACACAAAGUAGACCACGUUUUCCGAGAAGGUGAGUUUUAAAGUAUUAUUAUAAGGUAUAACAAUAUUUUAAAGAAAAGGACUAAUUUAGGUAACAUUUUUAUUUGGUAAUAAUAUUUUUAGUUUGUCUGCAAAUCUUGAAGAGAAACCCGGAGGCAUUCUUUCGAAAGCCGUCCCUAGCCAGUAGUUCUGGUUCUGUUAGUCGUCAAAGGAACUCAAAUAGGACCACACAGUUGUUCCACGACUCCAAAACUGUAAGUUUGCACGAUAUGCAUAUUUUGUAAAAAGAUUGGUUAAUGUAAUUUUUGGUUGUUAAACUUGUUUUAUAUGUUUAAAAUUGUAGAGUCGACGACACCCUCGAGUUCCUGAAAACCCUCAGUUGAUGACACAUCAGAGAUCAAUGUCAGCUGCUCCAGUUUGUGAUCCUCGUCUAGUAGACGAUUAUGCCAAGAUUAACGGGCAUGCCACAGUAAAUGGCACAACGAAAUUUAGGAAUAGCCAUGUUGGAGACUUUAAUCAGUUCUUCUCCGACGGUACUUACAGUCACUCUGGACCUUCAGUAGAGGCAUUGGAUCAGUGUAAGAGAUGUUUACGUUCUAAAUUUGAUUUUUUGAUAGGAAUAUGUAUUGUCAAACUGUAAUUGGGUUAUUUUAUUGUUUCUGAAAACAAAAUUUUGUUAAUUCUACUGAUGAUAGUAAAGAAAGUUCGGUUUGUGUUGAAGCGAAAUGGUGUGUAAUAUAAUGGUUUUAAAUGUUAAUUCGUCUAAUUAUAAUAUUUUUAGUUUCUUCCCCGCUUUUGCCAUACACAAGAUCCGUUACGAACUAUGGAGAUCAGAAGAAUUCAUAUCUCAGCCCAGCAAUCGCAUCUACAAGCCGGCUGCCUAAUCCAUCACUAACACCAAACUCACAAAGAAAAAACUACAGGAGAAUAUCAAGCAUGUUUUCGGUAAGAAUAUAAUUAUAUUGUACCGAAGUUUUAUUUUUUACUUUAAGUUUGUUUGUUACCUAUUAUAUAUAUUUUAGCGAAAAGACCAUACCCCUCAGAUUGAUCUAAACUCGGUCGGAAUGGGUCGAGUGAUACCUCUAAAACAAGGUUUUCUUUACAAGAAAGGGAAUUCUGGGUUGACGAGCAAGAAGAAGUACGUGUGUCUGUUUGAAAACGGCAAACUAUGCUACUACUCGAGCCUAAAAGUAAGUUGACAAAUUGUUUGAUCAUAUUAUAUUAUUGUUUAGGAAUUUCAAGAGCAAUCUUCGAACAUGAAGGAGGUCUUCUUGGGACUUUCUACCGUCAGAGUAAAGAAGAACAACAUCCAAAAGAGACGAGCUUCGCUUCUAAACAUCAUCAAACCGGGCAAGGAGAACCUGGGACCUUCCAAUUUGACUACAUCCACCUCUGCCAUGUUACCGACUUCUGACAGAGCCUCUAUUGCCAGUGAAACUGGAGCUCCGGCUUCAACUCCAGGCGAUGCUUCUUCUGGUCUGAGCGAUUUCGAAGUUCCAACACAGCCAGCUACAGAUCAUCCUAAUGUUAAGCACAGAAAGAAGCAGCGACGGCUGGGGACUUUUGGUGUCAAAUUGGGCGAUGAAGGUAAGAAUUUAUUGUUGUGGUAUCAAAUUAGCCUUAAGUUUUUAUAAAAGGGUAAAGAGUAGUCUCGUAACGUGUUAUUUUCAGUUGACGAAGACUGUGAAUUCGAAAUCGUAACAAGUGACCAGAGAAGGCUAGAAUUUGUAUCCUCGUCUCCAGAAGAACGCGAUGAAUGGGUAUCGGCAAUUGAAAACCAGAUUGCUAGAGCUCUGGGUUCCCAAUGUGCUCAAUUCAAAAGUGCCAGGCCAGUUGCAUGUAAGAAUGACAUAGACAAGCUGCUCACCAUCCCCGGGAACGAAGUUUGUGCUGAUUGUGGCGACAAGAAUCCGUAUUGGGCUGUCAUAAACGUCGGGAUUCUGAUCUGUAUCGGAUGUUCUGGAGUCCACAGGAAGAUGGGAAGUCACGUGUCCAAGGUCAGGUCGUUGGACUUGGACCAAUGGCCUUGUGAUUACCUGUCGAUCAUGGAGAAGGUUGGCAACAAGAAGGCCAACGAGAUCUGGGAGAGAAACCUCAACUCGAACAGUAAAAUAACUCCGAAUUGUGAUCCGUAGGUCGAUUUGCAUUUUUUGUAAAUUUAUGAUCUUUUUUAUGGAAACUAGCAUUAUUAUAAUGGCAUUGUUUAGAUCUGAACGAGAAGUGUUCAUUGAGAAAAAGUACGUCAAGAAGAGUUACCUAGCUCCGCUGGUGUCAAACUUGACACUCUCUGAACAACUUCUGAAUUCCGUGAAGCACGCCGACUUUGACUCCUUUAUCCGGAUUUUACCACACUGUCAGCCACAAGAACUCGACCAACUACACGACGGGAGGACGAUAUCUCACUCAGCGUGCAACCUCAACUCUCCAGUGUUCUUGUUGUUACUCUCAUGGGUAAGGGGCUCAACCGACUAGCCUUUUAAUAAAUACUUAGAAAUUACUCAGUUAUUCAAUUAUUAUUCAUUUGCCUACUUUAGAGCCAAGCGGACUGUAAUAUCAAAGACAAAGAUAACCUUACCGUACUCGAGUAUGCCAGAAAGUGCAAUGUCGACGAGUACGUGUUGUCGGAGAUCUCGGCCCUCCACAAGACCCCCGGCAAUAUAAACAACAACAUGGUUGGCUCGACUGUAAUAUCACCCAAUCAGAUAUUCCCCCGUAUCCCAGAGGGAGGAGAUAAGAACGACCUGACCCUGCUCCCUGAUGUACCUCACAGUGUUUUAUGA
Bursaphelenchus okinawaensis is the source of this 3788-nucleotide messenger RNA. The record is from the annotation of a GenBank genome assembly. Lineage: Eukaryota; Metazoa; Nematoda; Chromadorea; Rhabditida; Aphelenchoididae.